Molecule: messenger RNA, 193 nt
Organism: Dentiscutata erythropus
Lineage: Eukaryota; Fungi; Glomeromycota; Glomeromycetes; Diversisporales; Gigasporaceae
Source: the annotation of a GenBank genome assembly
AUGAAGAAAAGAAUGAUGAUGAUGAUCUAUAUGAUAUUAACCAAAGUUUAUCAAAUCAGACCAAAUUAAUCUUGAAAGAUAUUGUAAAUUUGAGUAAUCUAAUAUUUCAAGAAAGAGAUACUGUACUGCAUGAAACCUCAAUUUCUUCAAAUAAUAAUGAAGAAAUUAAUAUGGACUUUGAUCAGAACAUCUU